AUGGAAGAGCAACCUAAACCGAAGUUGUUCACCCGGGAGGAGCUCAAGUCACGGUGCACGCGCAAUGACGCGGUCCUUAUCAUCCACAACGAGGUUUACGACGUCACCAGCUUCCUAGCAGAGCACCCCGGUGGUGAAGAGGUGCUACUGGAAAAGGGUGGCCAGGACGCUACCGAGCCUUUCGAGGAUGUCAGCCACAGCUCCGAUGCCAGAUCUUUGAUGAAGAAGUACAAGAUCGGCGAGCUGGUGGAAGCAGACCGAGUGCAGAGUAAGAACGCUUUCUCACCCCAAUGGACCAACGACCAGGCGCAGGAGCAGGGCAACACGUGGACUUCGUGGCUGACACCGUUGCUGCUGGGCGUGGCCGCCACCAUCCUCUACCGCUACCUGUUCGCGUAG
Molecule: messenger RNA, 399 nt
Organism: Spodoptera littoralis (African cotton leafworm)
Lineage: Eukaryota; Metazoa; Arthropoda; Insecta; Lepidoptera; Noctuidae
Source: the annotation of a GenBank genome assembly